This is a messenger RNA of Colletotrichum siamense, 1476 nucleotides long. RefSeq names its product Trichothecene C-15 hydroxylase. The coding region runs from base 1 to 1476 and encodes 491 amino acids. Lineage: Eukaryota; Fungi; Ascomycota; Sordariomycetes; Glomerellales; Glomerellaceae. The transcript is spliced from 6 exons. The record is from RefSeq and is a predicted model, not a curated record. Gene Ontology annotation, molecular function: monooxygenase activity; heme binding; oxidoreductase activity, acting on paired donors, with incorporation or reduction of molecular oxygen.
AUGAAGUUCAUUGUAGGCGGUGUCAUUCCGUCUUCGCUGGGGUUUGGUUCCCUUGCAGCCAUCCUCCUUCUGGUGUAUGGCGCGUCGGUAGUCGUAUACAACCUCUUCUUCCACCCAUUGCGUCGGUUCCCUGGCCCAAAGUUGUGGGCUGCCACGCCCCUCCCUGCGGCGCUCAGUGUUCUCCGCGGGCUCUCUCACGUUAAGAUUCUUGAACUCCAUAAGCGCUAUGGCGAUAUUGUCCGAGUAGGGCCCAACGAACUAGCAUUUGCACACUCAGAUGUGUGGAAGGAUGUCUGUGGACAUUUGAAGCGCGAUCAGGAGGAAAAUGGCAAGGAUCCCAAGUACGGCAAUGAAGACCUGGACAAAAGUCUGAUCUCAGCUUCACGCGAACGACACGGGCCGUUGCGACGUUUGCUAUCCCACGGAUUCUCGGCUCGUGCCAUGGCCGAGCAGCAACCACUCAUCAACACCUAUAUCGAUCUUUCAUGGAACGCCUCCGUGAGCACGGAGAGAAUGGGUCGCGGCCUAUCGAUGCAUCGAAAUGACUUGGCGUUUGGCGAAUCUUUCGGCUGUCUGCGCACUUCUGCGUCUCAUCCAUGGGUUGAAAGCUUCUUCGACUCGAUGAAAAUCAUCCCCGCUAUCCAGGCAAUCAGCGACUUGCCCUUCUUUUCGAUCCUGGCACCUCUGUACUUCAUGCUUUUUAUCCCGAAGAACGUCGCUACCCAACGCCGAACGAGUCAGCAAUUUGCCGAGGAAAGCUUGAAAAAGAGGCUUAGUCUGGGUACUGACCGGCCCGACUUCGUACAAGCGAUGCUUAAAGGCGGCAAAGAGCAUACCUUGACGCCGAUUGAAUUGCGAGACAACAGCGUUCUUCUCACUACGGCCGGUUCUGAAACCACAGCCACAACACUCGCUGCAACGACCUACUUCCUUGCCACUCAUCCUGAAGCACUUCAAAAGUUGAAUGAUGAGGUCCGGUCGGCUUUCAAGAGCGAAGAUGAGAUCGACGUGAAUAGUGUCCAGAACCUGCCCUACAUGCUCGCUGUUCUGAAGGAAGCUAUGCGCGUCCAUCCAGCUGUAGCCAUUUCCCUGCCACGAUCGACUCCUCGCAGUGGAGCGCAGGUCGCAGGAGAACAUAUCCCCGGAGGCACGACUUUGGGUAUCUGGCAAUACGCCCUCUAUCACGACCCGACCAAGUUUCUUUACCCCGACUCCUUCAUUCCUGAGCGAUGGUUGGACGACAAACGCUUUGAAAAUGACGCUAAACACAUGCACCAACCUUUUUCAUACGGUCCUCGAAUUUGUCUGGGCAUGAAUCUUGCUUACGCUGAGAUGCGGUUGAUUCUUGCUCGCAUUAUUUGGAAUUUUGACCUGGAGCUCGAGACUCAAAGCCGGGAAUGGGCGGCGAAUCAGAAGGUGUUCUUCUUUUGGGACAAGCCACCUUUGUGGACAUACUUCAAGCCCAGACGGUCUUAG